This is a messenger RNA of Pocillopora damicornis (cauliflower coral), 1782 nucleotides long. RefSeq names its product RILP-like protein 1. Gene Ontology annotation, biological process: cilium assembly. Lineage: Eukaryota; Metazoa; Cnidaria; Anthozoa; Scleractinia; Pocilloporidae. The record is from RefSeq and is a predicted model, not a curated record. Gene Ontology annotation, cellular component: ciliary basal body; cytoplasm. Gene Ontology annotation, molecular function: protein dimerization activity; dynein light intermediate chain binding; small GTPase binding.
GUGAAAUUCAAAAGAAAGAAACGGGAGUUGUGCAAACAUGUUUCUCACAGAUUCCUAAUUACCUUGUUUCGAAAGUUGUCUUUUAUCCAGCAAUUUGGUCAGGACCAAACAAUUUCUUCAGGACGGCUGAAAGCCGAUAUAUGGAUAAAAUGUCUGUGUGUUAAAACAAUCAUAUGUUAUGGUAGUAUCCGCCUUUCUUUAUUACGACGUGUGAACUAGAGCUUCGCCUUGAAACUCGCUUCUCAUCCAGAGGUCAUUUAAGAGUGCAUCAUCGUUUUGACAUCAUGGCUGCCGAUAUUACUACUGCUGAUGUUUAUGAAGAUGCUUCUCUGAUAGGACAAGACAUCGAGAAAAUUAUCGAUCGUUUUGGGCACGACGCAGUCAUGGACUUGAUGCCCAAGGUCAUUCGAGUGCUCGAGAAACUGGAGGUCGUUGUUGGGGAAAAGGAGAAGGAUAAACUGGAAAUUGCUGAGCUGAAACUUGAAAAUGAACGACUCUACUUGGAUAUAAAGCGAGAAGCGAGCCAGCGGAGAAAAUUAGAUGAGGAGCUUUAUCAGAUCUCUGCAACAGGAGAAACAGACAACCUAAAAGCCAUGCUAAUUAAACUUCAAGAAGAAAACAAGAAAUUGCGAAUGGAGGUUGAAGUAACAGUUAAUACCCAACCAGCAACGGCGUACAUAAGCGCACCUGGCGACGCAGAACUGAUGGAAAAGAUGAAAAAGACGAUUGAUAACCAGAGAGACUCCAUACGAAGUAAAAACAAGGAGAUUGACAGCUUAAGAACGGACCUUGAUGCGGUAGAGGAACAAAUCGUACGGCUGACUAACAUUAACGAGAGUGUCAGAAAAACCCUGGGCGCCAGUAAAGACCGAAUACACGAUUUGGCGAGGGAGAAAGCAGAGCUUCAAACUGAGUUGCGGGCACUUAGACUCAGGGCCGAACCUCUGGCAGAGAGUGACGAGAACGGAGAUGCUGAGAGUGUGGAACAAUUUAUGAACAGCUACGGUAAACAACCGCUCGAAAAUCAUGGCGCAGAGGACGAUAAAGAAGGGGAAGCUUUAGCUGAGGAUACAGUGAAAAAUUCCGACGAAAAUUCUGGAACCGUAGAAAUCAGCACAAAAAACCCUCCUCCCAAACCACCGCGGCUUAAAGUUGAGGAAGAAGGUGGAGAAAACGUAGACGAAUAUAAUAAUAAUGAAACGAAAGUUGCUGAGGAUAAAACGGACCCGGAAGUGCAAGUUGAAAGGAAAGAAAAGGAAGUGCUCAUAAAACAAAUUGAUGAUGACAAGGAAGGGACUGGAGAUGAUGGAUGGGAAAUUGUUGGUCGAUCGUCGAAGAAAGUGCUCAACGGAGAGAAGUCGAAGGAUGGAGGUACGGAAAAGAGAGAGAGUCAGACACGAGCAGAAACCGGUAAUAAAGAUCCAAACAGACCACGUUACACAAAAGCAGAGAUGCUGGAAGUUUUAACAGAAAGGAACAAGUUGAAAGAACAGGUGUUUGCGCUGCAGGAUGAGCUGAAAAUAUACAAACCUGGGUAUACUGAGGAUGAAGCAUACGGUUACUCGAGUAACAACACGUCACCCAGGAGAGUGUCAAGACGUGAGGAAUCUGGGAUAUCAAGAAUUUUCAGCAUCUUCACUCGAAAAGGAGAAAAUUGACUGACUCCUCUGAUUCUGUGUCAACCAUAUAUUGACGGGAAUGCGAAUUUGUUGUUUAGUAUGCUGGGUGACAUCUAUGUUUUGUCUUCUCAGGUUUGUUCAGAAAUCACCAGCAGUCUAAGCA